Messenger RNA from Pelecanus crispus (Dalmatian pelican), 3145 nucleotides. The record is from RefSeq and is a predicted model, not a curated record. Lineage: Eukaryota; Metazoa; Chordata; Aves; Pelecaniformes; Pelecanidae.
AUGGGCAAAGAAGUGGGGAAUCUGCUGUUGGAGAACUCGCAGCUACUGGAGACCAAAAAUGCUUUGAACGUUGUGAAGAAUGAUUUGAUUGCCAAGGUGGACCAGCUGUCUGGAGAGCAAGAAGUGCUGAAGGGAGAGCUCGAAGCAACAAAGCAGGCCAAAGCCAAAAUGGAAACCAGAGUCAAGGAGCUGGAGGAGGAGCUCAAAAGAGUGAAAUCUGAAGCAAUUGUUGCCCGACGAGAACCCAAAGAGGAGGUGGAGGAUGUAAGCAGCUAUCUCUGUACAGAAUUGCAGUGCUCCUCCCCUCUGCAGGACAACAUUCCCAUAGCUCAGCGCCGUCGCUUCACCCGUGUGGAAAUGGCCAGGGUUCUGAUGGAGCGCAAUCAAUACAAAGAAAGGUUGAUGGAGCUCCAGGAGGCUGUCAGGUGGACAGAGAUGAUCAGAGCUUCCCGUGAGCACCCAUCUGUCCAGGAGAAGAAGAAAUCCACCAUUUGGCAGUUCUUCAGCCGUCUGUUCAGCUCUUCCUCGAGUCCCCCACCAGCAAAGAGGACCUACCCAUCUGUGAACAUCCACUACAAGUCUCCAACAGCAGCAGGGUUCAGCCAGCGGCGCAGUCACACCAUGUGCCAGAUCUCCUCCGGCAGCCGCACGCUGGAGUUCUUCCCUGAAGAUGACUGUACGUCCUCAGCACGUCGUGAGCAGAAACGGGAGCAGUACCGCCAGGUCCGGGAGCAUGUGCGGAAUGAUGAUGGGAGAUUGCAGGCCUGCGGCUGGAGCCUCCCUGCCAAGUACAAGCAGCUGAGUCCCAAUGGUGGUCAGGAAGACACUCGCAUGAAGAACGUCCCCGUGCCUGUAUAUUGUCGCCCACUAGUAGAGAAAGACCCAACCAUGAAGCUGUGGUGUGCAGCUGGAGUCAACCUCACAGGAUGGAGACCUUUGGAGCAGGAGCCUGGGAAUGGGCAGAAACUAGAUCCUGGACGUGAUCCCCUCACCUGUGAUAGGGAAGUGGAAGGAGACAACAACAAAAGUAACCAUACAUCUCCUGAAAAGAAAAAGGCAAAGGAGCUUCAUGAAAUGGAUGCCACGUCCAGUCGUGUCUGGAUCCUCACCAGUACGCUGUCAACAAGUAAAGUUGUAAUUAUUGAUGCCAAUCAGCCUGGCACAGUGGUGGACCAGUUCACUGUCUGCAACGCUCAUGUGCUCUGCAUCUCCAGCAUCCCUGCGGCCAGUGAGAGUGAUUAUCCUCCAGGCGAGAUCUUUCUGGAGGGAGAUGUAAAUCCUGAAGAGUCGUCUGGAACAGAUGGUGUCUUGGCAGGAAUCACUCUGGUGGGCUGUGCGACCCGCUGCAAUGUGCCACGAAGCAACUGUUCCUCGCGUGGUGACACACCUGUGCUGGACAAGGGACAGAAUGAGGUGGCUGCUGUCUGCAAUGGGAAGAUCAACCAGUCCCAGUCUACUGAGGAGGCAACAGAAGCUACGGAGGUACCAGAGAAUGGUACAAGUGAGGGAGAGCCUGCUCAGGCCCGGCCUGGGCCCCUCACGGAGCAUGUGUUUACAGAUCCAGUCCCUGCACCGGCACCUCUUAGGCAGAACGGGGAGAAUGGGCAGCUGAAGACAGAGUCAAGCACAACACUGCCAGAUCAGGAGUUGAAUGGGGAUGCUGCUGGGUCUUGCACCAGUGCUGCCCCCACCAUGUGGCUGGGAGCACAGAACGGCUGGCUCUAUGUGCACUCAGCUGUUUCCAACUGGAAGAAGUGUCUGCACUCGAUAAAGCUGAAGGACUCUGUACUGAGUCUAGUGCAUGUAAAAGGGAGAGUCCUUGUUGCUCUGGCAGAUGGAACACUAGCCAUAUUCCACCGAGGAGAAGAUGGUCAGUGGGAUCUCAGUAAUUACCACCUAAUGGACCUUGGUCACACUCACCAUUCCAUCCGCUGCAUGGCUGUUGUGUAUGAUAGAGUCUGGUGUGGCUACAAGAACAAAAUCCAUGUUAUCCAGCCUAAGACAAUGCAGAUUGAGAAAUCCUUUGAUGCCCACCCUCGGCGGGAGAGUCAGGUGCGACAGCUGGCAUGGAUUGGAGAUGGAGUAUGGGUUUCUAUCCGCCUGGACUCCACUCUGAGACUUUACCAUGCCCACAGCCAUCAACAUCUGCAAGAUGUUGACAUUGAGCCUUACGUCAGCAAAAUGCUAGGCACUGGAAAGCUGGGGUUCUCGUUUGUGCGGAUUACAGCCCUGCUCAUUGCUGGCAACCGCCUCUGGGUAGGGACAGGGAACGGUGUCGUCAUCUCCAUUCCAUUGACUGAGACUGUAGUCCUCCACCGAGGCCAACUCCUUGGGCUCCGGGCCAACAAGACCUCACCAACCUCUGGAGAGGGCAGCCGUUCUGGUGGGGUCAUCCACGUGUACGGUGAUGACAACAGUGACAAAUCUGCCAGCAGUUUCAUUCCCUACUGCUCCAUGGCUCAGGCACAGCUCUGUUUCCAUGGCCACCGUGAUGCUGUCAAGUUCUUUGUCUCUGUGCCAGGCAAUGUCCUAGCAACCCUGAAUGGGAGUGUGUUGGACAGCCCUUCGGAGAAUCCCAGCACAGCAGCCACAGAGACUGAGGGGCAGAAGCUGAAGAACGUCCUGGUGCUGAGUGGAGGAGAAGGGUACAUUGAUUUCCGGAUCGGGGAUGGAGAAGAUGAUGAGACAGAGGAGAAUGCAGGAGAUGCCACCCAGGUGAAGCCAGUACUUUCCAAGGCUGAAAGGAGCCACAUUAUUGUGUGGCAGGUAUCAUACAUUCCUGAGUGAGAAUUUCUCCUUUCCUACCAAUGUAAGUGUCCCUCCUCCUGCCUGAAUGCCAAGAUGUACAUACAGAACGCCUGCAUUUUACCUACUGCUGGAAACCGACCCCAGACAACUGCAACGGCUCCUGCCUCGGACUGUGACCCCCUUCUAACCUCUGAACUUGCAGCUUUUAUCUUGGGCCCGUGCGCUUUCUGCGUGGUUGGAUUAUUGUUCUGCUCUGGAGCUGGCAUCUACAAGGAGAGAAAUGGCAGUGCAUCAAUGAAGUGAAGCUUGGAGCUAGAACUGUGCAAAGCCUUUGCCCAGCGCUUGGGAGCUGGCAGCUGGAUGGGUGGUGGCUCCAGGUUCUCUGGCAGGUUGCCUC